AAAAGUGACUGAAUCAUAAUAAUAAGGUUUCGUUGUUUCUCAAAAGAAGAAGGGGGGGAUGGGUUGGACUUUUUGGUGAAUUCUGCGCCGAACUUUUUCUGAAAUUCCGCCUCACGCCAAAAAACUUCACCAGUUUAUAUUCGCACGACCGUCUCAAGCGUACCCUGAACGCAACCACCACCACCACCACCACCACCACCACCACCACCACCGACCAAGGUCAGCCACGGCGUCCGCCCCACGAGAGCUAGUAACGGGGCACCCAGACCUCCACGUACCCCAUCCCGCCCCCACACACACCGGGCGGCUUCUUCAUCCACACACACGAACAUGGGAGUUUGACUCCCGGGCUGAAUUAAACGACGGACUAUAACACACGCUUGCGAAGUGACAACCAUGUUGGGUAACGCGGGGUCUUACGCCAACAAGAAGAGGAAGAAGCCCGUUCUCAAACAGAAGAAGGUGUCGGAGGCCAAUGAGGUCGUCAAGUCCAACCCGUCGAAGCGCCACCGGGAUCGGCUGAACGGCGAGCUGGAGCGGCUCACCGACCUGCUGCCCUUCUUCGGGGAGGUGCGCUCGCGCCUGGACAAGCUGUCGGUGCUGCGCCUCAGCGUGGGCUACCUGAGGGUCAAGAGCUACUUCAAAGCCACGAUGAACUCCAGCAGCAGUCGGAUGUUCCCCGACCUCAACGGGCUGAACGGGAACAGCGCGGACGCCUCUGGCUUCUCCGAAGGGGACCUCCUGCUCCAGGCACUGAACGGGUUCGUGAUCGUGGUCACGUCGGACGGGUCGGUGUUUUACGUCUCCGCCACAGUCAAAGACUACCUGGGCUUCCAUCAGUCCGACGUGGUCCACCAGAGCGUGUUCGAGCUCAUCCACACGGACGACCGCGCCUUGUUCCGCCAGCAGCUUCACUUCGCCCUCAACCCGUCGUCUAACGCCGCCGCCGGAGACAGCCUGCAGAGCUGCAGCAGCGUGGUGAUGUACAGCCCCGAGCAGCUGCCCCCGGAGAACUCGUCCUUCCUGGAGAGGAGCUUCGUGUGCCGCUUCCGCUGCCUGCUGGACAACUCCUCCGGCUUCCUGGCUCUGAAGUUCCAGGGCCGACUGAAGUACCUCCACGGCCAGAAGGUCUCCAACGGCGGCGGCAGCAAGCCUCAGCUGGCGCUCUUCAGCAUCGCCGUGCCGGUGCAGCCGGCCACCAUCGUGGAGAUCCGAGCCAAGCUGCUGCUCUUCCAGACCAAGCACAAGCUGGACUUCACGCCGAUGGGCGUCGACAGCAGGGGGAAGAUCAUUCUGGGCUACUCGGAGAUGGAGCUGUGCAUGAAGGGCUCCGGCUACCAGUUCAUCCACGCCGCCGACAUGAUGCAUUGCGCCGACAACCACAUCCGCAUGAUUAAGACGGGCGAGACCGGCCUGACGGUGUUCCGGCUGCUGACGAAGUCGGGCGGCUGGGUGUGGGUGAAGUCCAACGCCAAGCUGAUCUACAAGGGGGGGCGGCCCGAGUUCAUCAUCGCCUACCAGAGAGCUCUCGUCAAUGCCGAGGGCGAGGAGCACCAGCGCCAGCGGCGUCUGCAGCUCCCCUUCAGCUUCACCACGGGGGAGGGCGUCCUGUACAACACCGGGCCCGUGGUGGACGUGGCCCAGUUCCAGUUCAACCAGAUGUUCAGCAGCGUGGAGCAUGUGAAGAAGAACGCGACGCCGCACUCGCUGCUGGACUGCUUCCUGUCCCAGGACCAGUCGGCCUACCUGCCGACGCCGGACACCCCGCUGCCCGUGGACCAGGUGUUCAUGGACAGCCAGGCGCUGAUCAGAGUGUCCGGCGACUCGUGGCAGGGCGGCGGCGCGGCGGGCGACGCCGUCAUCGUGAAGGAGGAGGCCAAGCAGUCGGUGAUGGCCGUGAUCAACGACCUGGAGAAGAUGGCGCGCGACGGAGACUUCUGCGCGGCGCUGCAGAACCUGGACGUGAGCGACGCCGAGCUGAUGGAGUGGGAGAACACGCUGAAGAGGCUCGGCCAGGACGGCGAGCCGGCGGGCGCCAUCACGUCGGACCUGGAGAGCGUGCUCACCAACGACAUCUUCGACUUCAUCGACAGCGUCUUGUUCAAGGAGAAGGGCGACGAGGGCCUCGCGGCGCCCGGCUGCCUCGCCGCCGCCGGCCACCGGCCGGAGCCCUUCGGCCCGCCGGAGCUCGGCGAGACGGCGAGCCCCGAGAGCGCCUACUCUGCUCCGAUGAACGGCCUCUACGCUCGCCAGCGGGAAGCGAUGGCCGCCCCCCCCGCGGCGCCGCCUGCGAUGUUCACCCAGAAGCUGACCCACCUCGGCCCCCUGAUGGCGCCGCCGCCGGCGGACGCCGACCCGCCCGCCGCCGCCGCCGUCCACCAGCUGCAGCUGCGCGACAUCUUCAGCCCGUCGAUUGAGCUCCCGGAGCUCACCGUGCCCGGCGCCCCGGCCCCCUACCCGUCCUGCGGGCGGGCGCCGAGCGGCCACGCCCAGACGCGGCCCGGACGGCUCCCGCAGAACAGUUUCCCGCCUCCCGCGGUCGCGCCGGACAACGUGGCGAUGGACGUCCUGCCGCCGCUGAUUCCGUGCGAGGCCUUCGGCGCUCUCGGCGCGCCCAAUAUCCCCGCCCCCUUCGCCGCGCCGUGCCUUCAAGGCGGCGCCGCGUUCCAGACGCACGGCCAACAGGCGCAGCAGUGGCAGCAGAGGCCGCCGCACGCCGCCGCGCACAGCGGACACGAGGUGGCGGCGGCGUGCGGCGGCCAAACUCCCGGAGGCCACGCGCCCCCGCCCGCCGGCAUCUGGCCAGGCGGGGGCGCCGGACCGAACCACCACGCGCAGCAGCAGGGGGGGCUGUCGUGCGGCCAGGCGGCCGCUCACAGCAGCUGCAUGUUCGACCAGCACUUCUCCUCCAGCCCAGCAGGGGGCGACGUGCUGGCGCUCUCCGGCUCCUCGGGCCUGAGGGGGGCCGACGCCUCCCUGGACCAGAGCCCCCCUCAGGGCUCCUGCUACUUCAAGUGGGGCCACGGGGCCUCCGUGGUGAGCUCGGCCGCCAUCGACCAGGAGAAGACCAGCGUCAGUCCGCCCAGCAUGCAGCAGUACCUGGAGCGCCACCUACAGGCUCAGGACGAACGAGUCCCCGACGACCUCAAUGGGAUGUUCGCCCCCCCCCCCGGGACGUGGCCAUGUACCUGACUACAGGGCUACUUCCUGGAGGAGGACUAGACUCCGAAUAGUUGGCCUGUAUCAGCGCUCAUCCACAGACUCUCACGCCUCCCUCAUUUUACUUAUUUUUAUAUGUAUAUAUCACUCUGUACCAUUUAUAUUCUCUGUCCAGUCUUGUAUUGUUUAAAAAAAACAAAGAAGCUGCGCCUCGUCAGUUUUGAGUGAAGAUGCAAGAUAUUAAUAAUGAAGUAUAUGAAGCCACAGGAUGGAGCUUGAGCCAGCUAGGAGGGUCAAGUGAAUCCAAAUAGCCAAAGAAAUAGGUUUUUAUAAGGGAAGCCAGGUGUCGUCACGUCCGGGGACAAUUCACAUUCAUCUCCCGAUUUUAUAAACACCGAAAAUACUACGAGAACGGAAAAAAACUAAGAAUGUGAUGUUUUUAUUAAAUAUAUAUAUAAAUAUAUAAAUAUAAAUUUCGAUGAGGACCUUUCUAAAAGAUGUCGUCAUCGUCAAAAAUGUAAACAAAAUUGUUAAUAAAUCCUGUAAAAGUGAAAACGUCAACGUGACGUUAUUUACAGAUGAAAAUUAAAUUUGUAUAUUUUAAUUUGUAAAGUUAGUAUUUGUUUCUAAACUCUGAAAUGUAAAGAGCGCCUGUUUAUUAUCCGUGAGCAUGAAUGUGCUUUUUGUGGAGAACGCCGUGCAGAGAUUUCUCAAAGUAUAAACUACAUAGAAAAUGCAACGGCAACAGUUACCGUGUCACGGAAUAAGCGCCCGCAGGAAACAACGCUUGUUUCGUGACACGUAACUGUAGCUAGCAUUCGCUUUGCUGCCUGCAAACUUAUUUAUAUAUAUAUAUAUUUAUAUAUAUAUGAAUAUAUGUAUAUAUAAAUAUUUAUAUAUAUAUAAAUAUAUUUAUAUAUAUGAAUAUAUAUAUAUAUAUAUUUAUUAAUAUAUUGAUCUAUAUAUAUAUCAAUAUAUUUAUUUAUAUAUAUAUAUAUUGAUAUAUUGAUUAUAUAUAUCAAUAUAAUUACAAAUAUAUUGAUAUAUAGAUCAAUAUAUUUAUAAAUAUAUUGAUCUAUAUAUUUAUAUAUAUAUUUUGGAUCUGUUGCAUUAAUCGCUUUCGAUGACGUUCAUAACGUAUUUUUUUUCUUCUUUAAAAAAAAAAUGCAAAUGAGCAUCUGCAGUUGAGGCUUUUUUUCAACGCCGACCUCGUCGCUUUCGGGUGAAUCUCACUUCGUUCAGCAAACUGGAAGUCUGGUGCAAAAUGAGCCAAAAAUAAAUCCCUCCACGUCGUCCCUCGUUUGGAGCUCUCAAAGUUCAGGUGAGCCCGUGGUGCCUCAGGUGCUCUUCAGUUCAAAGAAUUGAAAUUUAAAAGUAUCUAAAUGGAGAGAGAAAAAACACAGUAUGCUAAAUGAAAUUAAAGAUAAUAAUACAUUAUUAUAACUUUCUUAUAUCCCAUUUAUUUACACCCUUUAGAUGAGAGCACUUAGAGGAGUAGGAGACGGACCUGAGGUCCAUUCUCCCAUCUGCUGUGCUCCCCCACAGGAGCACCCUAAAACGUAUAUAAAUAUAUAGAUAUAAAUAUAAACCCAAAUAUAAAUUUAUACGAUAGCGUCGUGAGCGUACACCGUUUCUCGUGCCUUUCAUUCCUCGCGGGCAGCUUUAAAAAAACAAAAUAUCACCCAAAAAACGUGUCUUCGUAAAAAUGUACCCGUGCCUUCUUGUGUAUUAAAAUAUUUUUUUUUUUGAAAAGGCAAAUCCUGGACAGCUGCACUAAUAUAAGGGAAGCCGUGUCCGCAGGAGAUGCAGAAUGUUUACUGUAAAGUUAAAAGAGGUUUUUUAAAAUUAUUAUCCUCGAGUGCAUUUCAAAGACUCGGGAGGAAAAUCUCGGAAAAAGUCAAAAUUUGUUCCCAUCUCACGAAGAAAAGGAAAAAAAAGUCCGUAACUAUGGAAACAAGGGAAAAUGCUUAACUUGACCUGUCUCGUUGGAGACGGUAAGAGACGGUAAUGCUUUCUGAUUAUAUUUUACUUUGUUUCCCGUUCCUGCUUUUUGUUCGUGGCUUCAGGCGUUUUGUUAUUUCCACACUACAGCCCAAAAAAAACAAAAAAACAAAAACGGUUUGGAUUAUUAACCUGAGUAAAGAAACAUGGCAGCUGUAUCGUAUUUCUGCUGCACUGUGGGAAAUAACUCUGUAUUUUUUGUUUUUGUUUUUUUGCUUCUUUUUUUUUAAGUAAAAAAGAAAAGGAAGAGAUCGCUUUCAGUAAAUAAAUGCUUUUAAAAAUUGUGAAAUCUGAGCGAGGAUGAUCCUCAAUGUCUUAACGUGGCCUUGAGGCCGCCUGUAAAGAAAAGAACACGAAGCCUUUUGAUAUUAGUACUUUCAUAUUGUCGAUGAAAAAAACCACCAAAAAAACCCAGGAGCCAAAUGUUUUAUGUUUUGAUGCUAAUAUGUGCCUCGCCAUAUUUCUGGGUUUCUUUCCCGUAAAAAAAGAAAAGAAUCAUUGUAAUCCACUUAUAUUUAGCCAAUUAGUUAUAGAAUCUAUAUCAGAAUAUAUGUUGAACAAAUAACCAGCUUUUUGUCUACUGUUAAAUGCUCUUUUUCUUUUUAUAAAAUAUGUGUGCAAUGAUUAAAACUGCGUUUGGGCUCAUUUCUUUAAACAGUA
This is a messenger RNA of Pseudoliparis swirei, 5820 nucleotides long. Its product is annotated as aryl hydrocarbon receptor-like. Gene Ontology annotation, biological process: regulation of transcription by RNA polymerase II. Lineage: Eukaryota; Metazoa; Chordata; Actinopteri; Perciformes; Liparidae. Gene Ontology annotation, molecular function: transcription cis-regulatory region binding; nuclear receptor activity; protein dimerization activity. The transcript is spliced from 11 exons. Bases 397 to 3192 code for a protein of 931 amino acids. The record is from RefSeq and is a predicted model, not a curated record. Gene Ontology annotation, cellular component: aryl hydrocarbon receptor complex; nucleus.